Heteronotia binoei (common prickly gecko) is the source of this 883-nucleotide messenger RNA. RefSeq names its product neurotrophin receptor-interacting factor homolog. The transcript has 4 exons. Gene Ontology annotation, biological process: regulation of DNA-templated transcription. The record is from RefSeq and is a predicted model, not a curated record. Lineage: Eukaryota; Metazoa; Chordata; Lepidosauria; Squamata; Gekkonidae. The coding region runs from base 41 to 883 and encodes 280 amino acids.
CUUUUUGCAAUCACAGGAGGCCCGAGAGAAGGGGAAGAGGAUGGAAGAGCAGGACCCAGAAGGACCAGGAAUUGGCAAGACAGCAAGGAAAGACCCCAGUCCCAUCCAGGCGGGGAGUGGGGCUGAAUUCUGGGGAAGAGCUGUGCUGGAGAUCCUGCAUCAGGACCCUGGGACUUCAGAGGAACAUCGCCAGCGUUUCCGGCAGUUCUGCUACCAGGAAGGUGCCGGGCCCCGAGAGGUUUGCAGCCAGCUCCACGGACUUUGCAAGCAGUGGCUGGAGCCGGAGAGGCACUCCAAGAAGAAGAUCCUGGACCUGGUGAUCCUGGAGCAGUUCCUGGCCCUCCUGCCCGAGGACAUGCAGAGCUGGGUCAGAGGAUGCGGGCCGGAGACCAGUUCCCAGGCGGUGUCCCUGGCUGAAGGUUUCCUCCUGAGUCAGGCAGAGGAGAAGAGGCAGGCCGAACAGGUGAGGGAGCUUCAUGCAGUCCCUUCAAGCUGUGAUCUUCCACCUCAGCCUAAGGCCUCCUUGCCUAGUAUAUACCCCUCCAGACACUUCACCUCGAUGUGGGGACCGUCUGUGGAAUUAAAUUUCUUUGAGGGGGAAGGGUCUCCUCUGGAGGAAGAGCACAAGGCCCAGGCCCAGGAGCGUUCCCAAGAUGCCCUCUCACGUGGCAGUGAAGAGACUGGGUCGAGUCAUCGUCUUCGUGGAGGAGGAGAAACAGCUGCUGCCCCUGAAGUCCAGUCUCCACCUUCCUUUGAGGACGUGGCUGUGCAUUUCACCGAGGCUGAGUGGGCCCUGCUGAACCCGGGCCAACGAACUCUCUGCCAGGAAGUCAUGUUGGAAAACUAUGGGAACGUGGCCUCUCUGGGUAAGGAUUGUUCUUAG